UUGUGACAUUUGUCUAUGUCACAAAGCUUGGGAAUUGUAAGCUGAGACAAAAUAUACAGGAAUUAAUUCAUUAUUUCAAUAUUUUAUGCGUUUUUAUUACAAUUCAUAAUUAAUUAACUUAUAAAACAUGGGGGAUAAAAAAUAUAAGCAAAGUAAAGCUGAUAUCGCAAAGCAGUUUGAUCUACCUGAACGGCAGUCAAAGAUCACCACGUUGUUAAAUCAAGCUGGACAAGCUUAUUGCAUAUGCCGAUCUUCUGAUAGUUCGCGUUUUAUGAUAGCUUGUGAUGCAUGUGAAGAAUGGUAUCACGGUGACUGCAUCAAUAUAUCUGAGAGAGAAGCUAAAUACAUAAAAAAUUACUUCUGUGAGCGCUGCCGAGAAGAGGAUCCCAGCUUAAAGACCCGUUUCCGACCACAGAAAAGGGAAAAUGAUGGCGAUUCAGGUAGAGAUGACAGAAAAAAGAAGCGAAAAGAGAAAGAUUAUUCCGAGAACAAAUCAUCAAAGAGACCUAAUGUUAAAGACGGCUGCGGAGACUGUCCAGGAUGCUUGCAGCUGCAUGAUUGUGGGCAUUGUGAAGCAUGUGAGGACAUGUACAGAUAUGGUGGUAGUAAUAAGAUGAAAUUAAAAUGUAAGAGGAGACUGUGCACUUCAAAAACGUCAUCGAGUAAGAAGACAAUGAGACAGUCCAGCAGCAACCGUAUAAAGAAGAAGCACCACGAGCGCGAGCAGCACGAGCCGGAAGAGUCCAUCGCUCACCUGCAGACCUCCGAGCCGCGCCAGUGCUACGGGCCGCAGUGCACGCGCGCCGCGCUCUACGGCUCCAAGUACUGCUCCACGCAGUGUGGCAUGCGUCUCGCUACUUCCAGGAUAUAUCAGGUGUUGCCGCAACGUAUCCAGGAGUGGUCAUUGUCGCCGUGCGUGGCGGAGCAGCGCAACCGCAAGGCGCUGGAGGUGGUGCGCAGCGGGCUGGCGCGUGCGCAGACGGCGCUGCGCGCGCUGGACCGCCAGCACGCACACAUCGACGCGCUCGUCGCGCGCGCGCACACCGCCACCAUACUGCACACCGACGACAAGGAAGCGGAUGAUGAAACAUCAAUGUACUGCAUAACGUGCGGACACGAGAUCCACUCGCGCACGGCGGUCAAGCACAUGGAGAAGUGUUUCAUAAAGUACGAGGCGCAGGCGUCGUUCGGCAGCAGGCAUCGCACGCGCAUCGACGGACAGAGCAUGUUCUGCGACUACUAUAAUCCGGUCAACGGGACUUAUUGCAAGCGGCUUAGGGUGAUGUGUCCAGAGCAUUUCAAAGAUCCCAAAGUGAGCGACACGGACGUAUGCGGAUGUCCGUUAGUGCGUAACGUGUUCGAGGCGACGGGCGAGUUCUGCCGCGCGCCGAAGAAGUCCUGUCUCCGCCACUACCAGUGGGAGAAGCUGCGCCGAGCCGAGAUCGACAUGGAAAGGGUGCGACAGUGGCUGAAAUUAGAUGAGCUGGUUGAACAGGAGAGGAGCAUACGACUCGCUAUGGCGUCUAGGGCUGGUGUUCUCGGCCUUAUGCUGCACUCUACAUACAACCACGAAGUAAUGGAGCGCAUCACAACCAAAGUGAAUGAAAACGGAAAACUCAAGGAGGGCUCCUGACAUAAAAAGUCUCGUCGAAUAGACGACAGCGACGGAAACACACCGCCCACAGAAGUUAUCGAUUUGGUGACGGAUUCACAAUGAACAGUGACAACCCUAAUUUCAGACUAACAGUCGUUUUCAAUAAACGAUCUCAAUCUUCAAUCCGAUUUCGAGAAUGAACCAAUCAAAACAAUUCAUUUUUAAGCAUAUGCAUGAGAACUUUGUUCUGAUUGGUCCAUUUGAAAAGACCGAAAAUAGCGAUUGGAUAAUUUAUUAAAGAUGACGGUAUAUCUCACUUAUAAAGACUAAUCCUCUAUAACCGUUUCAAACCAAUGUUUUGUUUCUUUCAUCCCUAUGCCAUAUAAAGGAAGGGAAAAAAGUAAUGUAAUUUUUUUAACGCUUUUGUGUGGACCUAUUAAUUACAUGAAAUACAAUAGCUAUUGAUUGCAAAAUAUUCUUAAGGCUUCCUAAUAUGGCAAACAUUAUUAUGUGAGAAGGAAACAAAAUAAUGGUUAUAAAAAGAUAUAAGUAUAAUAAUUAUAAAGAUAUAAAAAUUGUAUCUAUUUUGUAUUAGAACUGCAGUGUUUUCUUCCAAUUCUUCACAAGUGAAAAUAAAUUAUGUGCUGUUUCUUCGUGUCUUGUUGAAAGUUUUGCAUUUUGUGAAAUAUGUAAAUAAUGUCCCUAUGUUGCAAUAAAGCGAUUAUAUAAAAUAUUUAAA
This is a messenger RNA of Manduca sexta (tobacco hornworm), 2333 nucleotides long. RefSeq names its product CXXC-type zinc finger protein 1-like. Lineage: Eukaryota; Metazoa; Arthropoda; Insecta; Lepidoptera; Sphingidae. The transcript has 10 exons. Gene Ontology annotation, cellular component: Set1C/COMPASS complex. Gene Ontology annotation, biological process: positive regulation of DNA-templated transcription. Gene Ontology annotation, molecular function: zinc ion binding; DNA binding. The coding region runs from base 128 to 1633 and encodes 501 amino acids. The record is from RefSeq and is a predicted model, not a curated record.